This is a messenger RNA of Thermothelomyces thermophilus ATCC 42464, 1310 nucleotides long. RefSeq lists its product as uncharacterized. The record is from RefSeq and is a predicted model, not a curated record. The coding region runs from base 182 to 955 and encodes 257 amino acids. NCBI's taxonomy places the organism in Eukaryota, Fungi, Ascomycota, Sordariomycetes, Sordariales, Chaetomiaceae. The transcript has a single exon.
AUGAAAUCGGUUCGUCAUCGAAAUAUUUCCGCCUGUAGGCAGUCCCGUUCCUUCUAAUUACGCCCUGGCUCCCAUCUAUCUGCAAGUCUCAUAUCACCUAUGAUCCAAGUAGGUCUAUUUCUUAGUCAUAGCUCUCUGUUCCUUUAUUAUUCUGUUGACGUAUGGACGCCGUGAACAUAAUAUGGAUUCCAGAGCGUUCCGCUCCCAUAUCCGCAGGUUCUCGUGCAAACCGCCGGGUCAUGACGCAGCUCGCCAGCGGGAAAACCAGCGACGGCACCGCGCCAGAGUCAAGAGCCGGAUCGCCGAGCUCGAAGCUGCGCUUUCAGACGCACAAGCGAGGCUCGAUGAAGCACUACAAAGGAUCGAUGCUCUGACCACCGAGGUCCAGAGGCUGCGUGCUCUCAGCCCGAGCUCGCUCACCGCACCGCAGCCGGCGGACCGGGCAAGGCUAGGCGAUGCUGCCGCCAAAUCGGAGCUCCCGGAGAGCCCCGGGUGUUGUCUCUGCUCCCAGGCCGCGGGUAGUCUCACUGCCAAUGCCGCCCCGGACUCGCGCGACAUGUUCAGAACGGGACGAGCGAGCAACGAGGUCAGCACUCCACAGCCGAAAGGCCAAGCCGAAACCGUCGACGCCACCGCUCCUCCAGCAAUGCGCAGCACGGAGCCGGUGAUUACGGGAGGAACCCGCGGCGCCGCCGAGCCGGCAGCGGAAAUCGACCUGGAGGAUCUCAAUGACGACUGCGCGCUCCUCCCGGCGCCGGGCGAGGGGGAGUCGACAAUCCCCUGCCGCGAGGCCUACUCCAUCAUCAAGGAGUGGAGCGCGUCAUCGGAGUUCGAUCUCGCCGUCGCCAACGAGUGGCUGAGGCCGGGCUUCCGCAGGGCCAUUGCGCCCGGGACGGGAUGUCGUGUCCAGACGCACAUCUUGUUUGCCUUUGUCGACCAUCUCACGCCCGGCUAGUUACGCCCGUAAUUAGAACUUAUCAUCGGUAGACGAAUCAGAUGUCUGUGAAUCGCCACUAUCUUUUAUUCCAAUUUAUUUUCUGUCUUGUUUCUUUUGUUCUUCUUGAUUUGUUCGUCUCUCGGCACAGCUUCAAUCCAAUUAGCUUUUUGUUACCCGUAAGCAGCGAGUCAUGAACUGAUUGUCGCCGGCCUCGGUGUUUAAUAAUUAAUGGAUAAUUAAUUAGCACCUUAAAGGCUGGCCGAGCAUCCUCUUGCGGUGAACUUUUCGUUGGAAUGCUCAAUUCGCUCACCCGGAGGCCGAAUUCUGUAGGCUUAGUGUUGUAGGAAGUCCCGACGGAGAAAGAGCGCUUCUC